ACAGCCGGUGAAGACGAAAAUGGGGGACGACCUGGGAGACGAGUGGUGGCAACACGAGGGUGCAUCUGAGGGGGAGCAGGAAGAGGAGACUGAACAAGAAAUACCUACGACAGACGAAACUAUCACAAAGACAAAACCAGAGAAAAGGAAAACGAUAACUGAGACAACAGAUAAAGCUAAGAAGAAGAAAAAGAGUGAAGAGAGUCAGGGUGUAAUCCCUCAACAGAAAGAGACUGAGGAUGAAAAAUCAACUAAACCCAAGAAAAAGAGGAAGAAGAAGAAGAAGACCAUCACAGACGUGUUGGCCAGCUCUGAGCCGAAGCCGGGCUGUGCGGCCGACCUGCAGAGCAUGGUCUCUCUCUACUUCUCAGACAAGCGCUCUGUGAUCGAGCAGGAGGAGCUGACCCUGGAGGACUCCUGCUUCCUGUCCUCUAACGACUUGACGCACACCCUCUCCUCUUACCUCAAACUGGUUUGUCCCAAAUGGGCAAAGAUUCAGAAGCAGCACACGGAGAAGAGCUCUGUGAUCCUGCUCAUCGUCUGUAGCUCUGCUCUCCGAGCCAUCGAGCUCAUCAAGCAGCUGACCACAUUCAAGGGUGAAACCAAAGCGAUGAAACUGUUUGCAAAACAUAUCAAGAUUGAGGAGCAGGUGAACCUGCUGCAGAAAGGCGUCACACACAUUGGCGUAGGGACACCAGGCAGAAUCAGUGCUCUCAUUGAGAAAGAUGGUUUGACCCUGAAGUCACUGAGGUACGUGGUUCUGGACUGGAACUUGAGGGACCAGAAGCUCAGGAGGAUGGUCGACAUUCCUGAGAUCAAACUGGACUUCAUGAAGCUGCUGGAGGGCGGCAUCCUGACUGGCUGCAGGGAAGGCAAACUCAAGAUUGGACUUUUUUAACUGCACAUAAUAAAAAACUUGCAAACAAUCCAUGUGACGACUUGAUGUUCAAAGCGAUGGUGGACCUGACAACAAGCCGAGGGGCCUCUUCCUGUUUGAUUUCCUUUUGUGUCUGUGUGAAACCUGUGUUGUGUUUUUAACUAUUCUCAGAGGCCGUGUCGAAUGUUUGUUCGCUCUUGUACUUCAACACAAUGUCCCAGUGUGAUGCAUUGAAUAAACCGACUCCGAAUGGAA
Messenger RNA from Limanda limanda (common dab), 1132 nucleotides. RefSeq names its product cms1 ribosomal small subunit homolog (gene cmss1). Gene Ontology annotation, cellular component: 90S preribosome; nucleus. The record is from RefSeq and is a predicted model, not a curated record. The transcript is spliced from 10 exons. NCBI's taxonomy places the organism in Eukaryota, Metazoa, Chordata, Actinopteri, Pleuronectiformes, Pleuronectidae. Bases 20 to 898 code for a protein of 292 amino acids.